AUCUCCAUUCCGCUAUACAAAAAUUCUUGCGCUUCGCCACGUCAGCAUCCUCCUCCUUCCUUCCUUCCUCUCCUCUCCACCCUUUCCUCCAAAAGCGGCGACGAGCGGCGGCGAGGAGAGGAGCCACCACCAUUUUGCGGUUUGCCCCCUGCGGUUUCGCGCAUUUGCGUUCCUCUCGAGUAGCCAUGGGCAUGGAGGAGGAGGGGGUGGCGCGCGGCGGCGGCGGCAAGAAGCUCGCGCUCGCCAGCAUCGGCUUCGCGGACGUCCGUGUCGGCGCCGUGGCUGGCGGCGGCGGCGCCGGCGCCGGCGGCGGGUACAAGGAGGACUUGUUAGUCGUGGGCCUGCCCAAGGACGACGACUUCGAUGUCGCCAAGGUCGUCGGGGACGUGGCCGUCGGGCUCCCGGACGUCGGCGCCGCCGUCAGGAAUUUCCUGAGGAAUAGAGAAGUUGGAGAAUUCGUGAGUGGGGCAUUAGCUGGUGCUAUGACUAAAGCUGUUCUUGCUCCUCUAGAAACUAUCAGGACAAGAAUGGUUGUUGGGGUAGGAUCAAAACACAUUUUUGGUAGUUUUGUGGAGAUCGUCGAACAAAAUGGCUGGCAAGGACUCUGGGCAGGUAAUACAAUAAAUAUGCUUCGGAUUAUUCCAACUCAAGCACUUGAGCUUGGCACAUUUGAGUGUGUCAAAAGGAGCAUGACAGAAGCACAAGAGAAAUGGAAGGAAGAUGGGUGCCCAAAUAUACAAAUUGGCAAUUUGAAAAUUGAGCUACCACUUCACUUGCUCUCUCCAAUUGCUGUUGGUGGUGCGGCUGCUGGAAUAGUUAGCACCUUAGUGUGCCAUCCUCUUGAGGUUCUUAAGGACCGCCUGACUGUCAACCGUGAGGCUUAUCCAAGUAUCGGCCUUGCCUUCAACAAGAUAUACCAAACUGAUGGUAUUGGUGGUCUCUAUGCUGGCCUCUGCCCAACACUAGUUGGCAUGCUUCCUUAUAGCACCUGCUACUAUUUCAUGUAUGAGACGAUCAAGACUUCUUAUUGCCGUGCACAUAAAAAGAAGUCCUUGAGCCGUCCUGAGCUACUCAUUAUUGGAGCUCUUUCAGGUCUAACUGCAAGUACAAUAAGCUUCCCUCUGGAAGUGGCGAGGAAGCGGCUUAUGGUUGGAACCCUGCAAGGGAAAUGCCCGCCCCACAUGAUCGCGGCCUUAGCUGAGGUGUUCCAAGAGGAGGGCAUCAAGGGACUUUACCGCGGAUGGGCCGCAAGCUCCCUGAAGGUGAUGCCGACCUCCGGCAUUACCUGGAUGUUCUAUGAGGCAUGGAAGGACAUUCUUUUGGCUCCAGAGCUGCACACCUAGCACUAGCAGUCUAGCAUGCCUGGAAUUGUUCAACAUGGCAGGCAUUGCUACAGAAUAAAUUUCUUGUGCUGUGAGGCAGUGUGGGAUUUCCUUCUUUUUUUUUUCUUCUUUGAAAUCCCACACAUGCCAGUCAUCUAGCUAAGAGGCCAUUUUGUGCCAAUGAUUAGAAGCAUUAGUUAAUUGGCUUUAUUCAACCUGGAUUGUUUAAGCCAGUAAUUGUUGACAAGGGGGGCAGACAUUCCAUGCCAUGUGGCUUGAGUUAUGCAUUGCCCCCAAAAUUCUGUGAAAUUCCCCAAGUAAUGAAGAAAAGGGGGUUAAUUCCCAGAGUAGCCUUUGUACGAAUGUGUGAUUCAGAAAUGCUAUCUGCCAUUCUUUUUCUGCAAA
This is a messenger RNA of Oryza sativa Japonica Group (Japanese rice), 1727 nucleotides long. NCBI's taxonomy places the organism in Eukaryota, Viridiplantae, Streptophyta, Magnoliopsida, Poales, Poaceae. The record is from RefSeq and is a predicted model, not a curated record.